AAAUACAAUAACUCUCAUUAUUAAAUGAUAUUAAAAUAUUCUUUUUUCCUUUUUUUUAGCUUAAUAUAGUAUAUUUUAGCAACAGAUUGCCCUGAUGGUUAAUACUAUAGUACAGAAUAAACCUCUUGUUAGCCUUGCAAUCCUUCUUUGAAAUGCAAAACUUGCAAUAACGCAAAUUAAUGUUUGACUUGUGAUAUUUCAAAAGGAUAUCUCUCAGAUGUAGCUUGUUGUGAUUAUAAUUAUUAUUUUGAUGCAAGUUCAAAGCAAUGCAGUUCUUGCUUGUAAAAUUGUCAAUAGUGCACUGAUAAUACUUCUUGUAAAAAGUGCUUAGAUGGUUACUAUUUGAACGGUUCCUCUUGUACUGCUUGCCCAGCAUCUCAAAAUUGUAAAAUUUGUUCUGAUUAAAAUAAUUGUUCUAAAUGCUAAGAUGGAUUUUAUCUUAAUGGUAGUACUUGUGUUUUGUGUACAAAUAAUUGUAAAACUUGUAGUGCUUCUGAUUAAUGUAUUACAUGUAUAGAUAGUUUUUAUUUAAAUGGAACUAGUUGUGUAAAUGACUGUGGAUAAGGAAGAUAUAAAGAUAGCGAAUAAUUUAAAUGCUAAGAUUGUGCAAAAGAUUUGAAUUGUAAAACUUGUAUUGACAACAAAUCUUGUUUAGAUUGCAUUGAUAAUUAUAAAAAGAAUGGUAGUAUUUGCGUGAGUGAUUGUGGUGUAGGAAAAUACUCUGAUUUAAAAAACGUAUGCCAAGUCUGUGUAUCAGCCUUAAAUUGUAAAACGUGUACUGAUGAUAAAAGUUGUUCUAGUUGUUUAGAUGGUUACUAUUUAGAUAGCGAUAGUAAAAAGUGCUUGGCUUGUGGCUCUAAUCUUAACUGUAAAACAUGUAAUGAUUAAUUAACAUGUAAAACAUGUGCUGAUAAUUUUUAUUUAAGUGGAUAAUUAUGUGUAAGUAGCUGCGGAGAUGGGAAAUAUGCAGAUAUUAAUAAAAUUUGUUAAGAUUGUGGAUAAGGGUUGAACUGCAAAACUUGUAAAACUUCAACAGGCUGUGAAAGCUGCUUUGAUGGUUCUUUCAAAAAUUUAGAUAAUAAUAAAUGCGAUACUUGUGAUUCUAAACUUAAUUGCAAAACAUGUAGCAGCUCAACAGCAUGUGAUAUUUGCUUAAAUGGUUAUUUUAAAGAUGGUAAUUCUUGUGUUGAUACAUGUCCAGCUGGAAAAUAUCCUGAUAAUAGUAAGAUAUGCCAACAAUGCAGUAUUUCUUUUAACUGUAAAACCUGCAUAGAUAAUUAAAGCUGCUCUAGUUGCUAAGAUGGAUAUUAUUUGGAUAGUAUAAGUAAAAAAUGCUUAAAUUGCAACUCUAAGUGCAAAACAUGUAGUGAUUAAUCCAUAUGUAAAACUUGUAAUGAUGGUUUUUAUCUUAGUGGAUAGCAAUGUGUAAGUGACUGUGGAGAAGGAAAAUAUGCAGAUUCUAAAAAAAUUUGCUAAAAUUGCGGAUUAGGCUUGAACUGUAAAACUUGUUUAACUUCUACCACUUGUGAAAGCUGUUUGGAUGGUUUUUUCAAAAAUACAAAUAAUAGCAAUAAAUGUGAUCCUUGCGAUUCUAAACUUAACUGCAAAACAUGCAUCAGCUCUACUGCUUGCGAUAUUUGCCAGGAUGGUUUUUAUAAAGAUGGAGAUUCUUGUGUUAAUUAGUGCCCAAGUGGAAAAUAUCUUGAUAAUAAAAUAUGUAAACCCUGUAAUAGCUCUCUCAACUGUAAAGCUUGCAGUGAUAACUAAAGCUGCUAAUCUUGUCUGAAUGGUUUUUUUCAAGAUGGCAAAGUUUGUGUUAAUCCCUGUGGUUAAGGAAAAUAUUCAGAUAAAAAUAAUAUUUGCCAAACAUGUAACUAAAAUUUGAAUUGUUAAUCUUGCAAAGAUAGCUCUAGUUGUGAUUCAUGUAAAACAAAUUACACUUUGUAAUAAAAUAAAUGUGUUUUAUCUAGUUGUCCUGAUGGAUAAUACCUUGAUAAUACAACUCAAACGUGUCUAAUCUGUAGAAGAGAUCUUAAUUGCCAAACUUGUUAAAAUAACUCAGAAUGCUUAACUUGCUUGAAUUCAUUCUAUAAAGAUGGCAAACAGUGCCUGGCUUAAUGUCCAGAUGGAAAGUAUGGAGAUUAAUAAAAAUUUUAAUGUGAGAAAUGUAAUUAGUCCUUAUUCUGUUAGAAUUGCUAAAAUAACACUGAAUGCACUUCUUGCAUAGAGGGUUAUGAAUUAGUUUAAAAAUAAUGUUUAUAAAAAUGCUAGAUUAAUCAAUAUAGAGAUAACUUAGAUUGCAAAAAUUGUAAUAAUAACCUAAGCUGUGCAACUUGUUCAGACGGAAUUACUUGCCUAUCAUGUAUAGAAGGCUAUAAAUAUAUUUUAGAAAAAAAAUAAUGUGUUAAAUAAUGUGGUGAUAUAAAUUACUUACUCGAUUUUGAGAACUAAAAUUAAUGUAUAAAACCUUCAGAUUGCAUUAACAGAAAGAUUUCAUCUGAAGGAAUUUGCGUAAAGACUUGUGAGUAGGUAUUGGAGAUAUCAGAUAAUUCUGAUAAAUGUACGCCAAACUGCCCUGACUCAAAAGUGAAGAAAAUGACCACAACUACUGAUGGCAACAAUUUAACCUCUAUAAAAAUUGAGUGUAUUGAUAAGACCAUUUCACAAAAUCUUAAGGAAAAAGCUUAAAGUUUAAAUUAACUUAUUUAAAGCAAUUUGUUGAGUAAGAUUGAAGAUAAUAAUUUAAAGAAAAAAUAUUAAAACUAAAUUGAAGAUAUUUAGAAUGGUCUUGAAAGCAGUAUGCAAUCAAUAAAUGUAUCUGAAAACUAGCCUGGUGAAAUAAGUAGUUAUGUUUAAAAUACAAUUGAUGUAUUCAACACUAUUCUUGAAACUUCUCAUAAACUUUCUUAAAAGAUUUCUCUUCAAUCAGAUUAAGGAAUCAGGCUUCUUUCAAGAAAUACUUAAUUUAUUUCACAAAAUAUUCAAUAAGGUUUAAAAAUUAAAAACAUUUUUUACAUGCCAGACUUUGAUUAAAACAAAUAAAUAAUCUUAACUGAAUAGCAAGCAUCUUCAUCGUAAGUAAAUUAUUAAACUGUUUCAAUUGGCUACUUAAGUUAAAAUAUCUUUUGCUAAAGUCAAUGCACUUAGUCUUUUCCUUACUUGAGUGUCAUCUUGAGCAUACCAAAAGUAAGAGUUUUAGAUACAACAAACUAAUAAUAGUAAUAAUUACUUAAUUCUAUUUAUUAGCUAUCAAACUCUCAAAAUUACAAAGACUAUGCCUGCGUUUCUUAUUCAAAUGGAGCUUAAAUACCAGCAGUGGGAUAAGUCUAUAAUUAAAUAUCUAACACAAUUACUUGCUCAUUUUUAAAUAAUGUUUCUUUAAUUUACGACCCAACAUGUAUUUAUCACCCUGCAAAUUAAUGUUAAGAUCAAUCAACUACUUAAGUAGCUGUCAUAAUAGCUAUGACUGUCAUAGUUACAGUAGUUGUUUGCUGUGGAUACAUUAUCAGUGAAUUCCAAAAAUAUAAACCUGACAGGUUUAUUAGAAAAUAACUCAUUUAUAUCUUAUAAUCUCAGUAAGAAGUUAGCAUAGACAUGUAAUCUAUGCCUAGAGAAGAUAUUUGA
Molecule: messenger RNA, 3624 nt
Organism: Tetrahymena thermophila SB210
Lineage: Eukaryota; Ciliophora; Oligohymenophorea; Hymenostomatida; Tetrahymenidae
Product: zinc finger lsd1 subclass family protein
Exons: 1
Source: RefSeq, a predicted model, not a curated record